AUGGAUGUAAAUAGUUCGAAGGAUAUAGGUGGCGAUGACAUGUUGAUUUCGGCAGCUAUAGGUUCUGCUGAAGUUCCAGAAGCGUCCCCUGAUUCACUAAAAAACACGCCAUCUAACAUUGCAAAAUUGGAGGAUGUGAUCGAGCACUGCGAAGGUAGGCAGAAGUAUCUUGCACAGACGAGGAGUCCUUCCGAUGGCGGUGAUGUCCGCUGGUAUUUCUGUAAAGUACCUUUGCUUGGGAAUGAGCUAGCUGCAUCUGUUCCUAAGACUGAAAUAGUAGGGAAGGGUGACUAUUUUCGAUUUGGCAUGAGGGAUUCUCUUGCAAUAGAGGCAUCUUUCUUGCAGAGGGAGGAUGAACUACUUUCUAUCUGGUGGAAAGAGUAUGCAGAAUGUAGCGAGGGGCCAAAAGAAAGAGCUGGCUCUAGUCUGAGGCUUGAUAAACAAAGAAAUGAAUCUGCUUCAGAGGUUGCUAAAUUGUAUGACAUUGAAGAAGAGCGAGUUGGUGUCCCUGUCAAAGGAGGACUCUAUGAGGUAGAUUUAGUGAAGAGACAUUGUUUUCCUGUUUAUUGGAAUGCAGAAAAUCGUCGGGUGAUGAGAGGCCAUUGGUUUGCUCGUAAAGGAGGACUUGAUUGGCUUCCACUUCGGGAGGAUGUUGCUGAACAGUUGGAAAUUGCCUAUCGUAGUCGGGUGUGGCACCGGAGAACAUUUCAGCCGUCUGGACUUUUUGCAUCCCGGGUUGAUUUACAAGGAUUUACCCCAGGACUUCAUGCCCUUUUCACUGGAGAAGAUGAUACUUGGGAGGCCUGGCUGAAUGUUGAUGCUUCUGCUUUUUCUAGUGUUAUUAGUUUGGGUGGCAAUGGAAUUAAGUUAAGGCGUGGCUACUCCCCAUCUAAUUCGCCUAAACCCACUCAGGAUGAUUUGCGUCAGCAAAGGGAAGAAGAAAUGGACGAUUACUGUUCACAGGUUCCUGUUCGACAUCUUGUGUUUAUGGUUCAUGGUAUUGGUCAAAGAUUGGAGAAAUCUAAUCUAGUUGACGAUGUUGGGAAUUUUCGGCAUAUCACAUCCAGUCUUGGAGAGCGACACCUCACUUUACACCAACGUAGCACUCAAAGAGUCCUCUUUAUCCCCUGCCAGUGGAGGAAGGGUCUGAAGCUUAGUGGUGAAGCUGCUGUUGAAAAAAUUACUUUAGAUGGAGUGAAGGGUUUGCGUGUCAUGUUGGGUGCGACUGCUCAUGAUGUUUUAUAUUACAUGAGCCCCAUAUAUUGUCAGGACAUCAUCAACUCGGUAUCUAACCAAUUAAAUCGACUUUAUAUGAAGUUCCUUAGAAGGAAUCCAGGGUAUGAUGGAAAGGUUUCCAUCUAUGGACAUUCUUUGGGAAGUGUCCUUUCAUAUGAUAUCCUCUGCCACCAGGAGAAUCUGUCAUCUCCUUUUCCAAUGGAUUGGAUGUAUGGGGAGCAUGCUAGAAGUGAAGGGUUCUCAGGGGUGGACAAUCAAUACUCUGCGCAUAACUCUUCCUUUGAUACAGAGGAUAACUGUUCAACUGCCGUUUAUGGAUGUUCAGACUUACACCUGGCUAAAGAGGAUGAUGAGAGAAAUAUGCAUCAAAUGCAUUUGGAAGAUCCUUCAGUUGUUGUGGACCCUGUGGCGUCACAUUCAUCUGAUCUCAUUACCAAACAAGAAAAUCCUUGUGGGGUGGCUGACUACGAUUCCAGUGAAAGGCUUCCCCAAACAAGCGAUGAGGUGGAGGGGUUAAAUAAAAAUGAAAACUGCGACUUAGAGGUUCCUAGUGUAAAUAGAACCAGUGAGCUACAAUUUGAGGAUUCAAAUGAUAAAGACGAAGUAAUCAAAUCCCUGAAAGAAGAGGUUGAUUAUCUUAAAAACAAGUUGGCAGAACUUGAAUUGGUGUCUGCUAAUAGGGAUACAGAUGGAGGAUUGAGUGAAGGAAAGAAGAAAAGUUUAAUAGGUAUGCCUAAGGAGCCCAUGUUAGAAGAGGUACCUCCUGAACAAGAUGAUGGCUCAAAGAGUUUUACUCCUAGUAUAAAGUACAAAAAGCUUGCAUUUAAGGUUGAUACAUUUUUUGCUGUUGGAUCUCCUCUUGGCGUCUUUCUUGCACUUCGUAAUAUCCGUAUUGGAAUUGGAAAAGGGCAAGAAUAUUGGGAUGAAGAAAAUAUAAAUGAAGAGAUGCCAGCUUGUCGACAAAUGUUUAACAUUUUUCAUCCAUUUGAUCCUGUAGCAUAUAGAGUAGAGCCACUUGUUUGCAAGGAGUACAUGCUUAAACGACCUGUUAUUAUACCUUUCCAUAGAGGUGGAAGGAGGUUGCAUAUUGGAUUUCGUGAAUUUGCUGAUAACUUGGCUCUUCGUUCCCAGGCAAUGAAGGACAAUCUACACACUUUUGGGGUGAAAGUACUCACAGUUUGCCAAUCUAGAAAAGCAGAUGGUCCAGAAGAAGAAGCUGAGGAUUUUCAAGGAGAACUGAAGUCUUAUGGUGUUGCAAUGAUGGAGAGAUUGACAGGGAGGGAAGGAGGGCGGAUUGAUCACAUGCUUCAAGAUAAAACAUUUGAGCAUCCAUAUCUGCAAGCCCUUAAAUCCCAUACAAACUACUGGAGGGAUCAUGACACUGCUCUUUUCAUAUUGAAACACUUAUAUCAAGAUAUUCCUGAAGAUCCCGAUACACCUCCAGAAUUUACUGGACCCAAUUCGAAAGAUUGCUGGUACAAAAAAAAAGAAACUAUUGAAGAGGAGAUUUCUUUAACAUUUUCCGAUGAGGCUGUGGUACGGAACUUCUCGAGGAAGGCAAAGAAAAUGAUGAAAAAUCGAAGAUAGACAUCAAAUAUAGCGAAAGGCAAUGACAUCAUCUCUGUGGCCUAAACCACUUCCAAGGUUUAGCGAACGUUGAUGGUGACUGGACGGCUGGGAUUGUUACGUGAUAAUGAAUUUGAAAGUGGGGAAGACAUUUGGUCACUUAACUCGAAUUCUCUCGAAAAGAAAACAGAAUGGGGAUGUAACAAUUCCAGAUCAAGACAUGAAACUUGUAUACGUGUAAAUUUAUAGUUAAAACGUUUGAUGUGAGCUAAAUGUGAUAAGACUUGUAAGCAAGUUAUUGAAAGACAGAGGAAGAGAUUAGUCUAGUAAAACGCUAAUUUAACCAUGUAUGAUUUAGCCUCCAUUGAUAUUUAUCAAAUUGGAACAUACUUUACAGGGAAGCACACAUGAAAAUCAAAACAAAUCUUAUUUGUUA
This is a messenger RNA of Benincasa hispida (wax gourd), 3238 nucleotides long. RefSeq names its product shoot gravitropism 2 (SGR2) (gene SGR2). The record is from RefSeq and is a predicted model, not a curated record. Lineage: Eukaryota; Viridiplantae; Streptophyta; Magnoliopsida; Cucurbitales; Cucurbitaceae. Gene Ontology annotation, cellular component: cytoplasm. Gene Ontology annotation, molecular function: glycerophospholipase activity; metal ion binding.